This is a messenger RNA of Lingula anatina, 351 nucleotides long. RefSeq lists its product as uncharacterized. Lineage: Eukaryota; Metazoa; Brachiopoda; Lingulata; Lingulida; Lingulidae. The record is from RefSeq and is a predicted model, not a curated record.
AUGGUAGCAACACUAGGGAAUGAUGCCCCUUCAUAUGCCACAGUUAAAAGGUGGGUGGCCAAAUUUAAGCAAGGAAAAGAGAGCAUUGAGGAUGACGCCCAUCCUGGGAGGCCUGUCACAGUUGCCACCCCAGAAAUGGUCAAUAAAGUCUAUGAUAUUGUGAUGACCGACAGGCGUGUUACAGAAAGAUAUGUAGCCAGUACUCACUUUGUGUCAGAUUAUGACGUCAUAGGUGAAGUGGAGGGGUUUCUGAACGGCCAAGAGAAGGGCUUCUAUAAAAGUGGCAUAGAGGCUCUCAAAACUCGCUGGCAAAAGUGUAUAGAUACUCAAAGAGACUAUGUUGAAAAAUAA